UCCGGGCUGGGGUCGCGCAGGCGCAGCGAGGAGGAACGUGGCCUCGUCGGGACGGUUCCAUCCGCUCUCCGCGUAUUGUCCCCUCCGCCCCGCACUGUGGUACAGCCCAGUGAAGGCGGUGGCUGACCGUCCUGCGGGCGGUGCGCGUGCGCAGCUGUUGGUUUCCAAGGACGCGGGGUGGUUGCUAGGGGGGAGCGGCGCGCAAGGCCAGUAACUGCCGGCCCGGCCGCAGCCAUGGUCCGGCUGCACGUGAAACGGGGCGACGAGAGCCAGUUCCUGCUGGACGCCGCGGCCGAGGCGCCGCUGGACGAGCUGACGCGCCUCGCAACCGCCAUCUACAAUGGGAGGCUCAAGGUGCAGCGGCUUUGUGCAGAAAUGGAAUCACUGGCAGAACAUGGUAUCUUCUUGCCUCUGAAUAUGCAAGGUCUGACUGAUGAGCAGAUUGAAGAAUUGAAGCUAAAGGAUGAGUGGGCAGAAAAAUGCAUCCCAAGUGGUGGAAGUGUCUUUAAAAAGGAUGAAGUUGGAAGAAGAAAUGGACAUGCCCCAAAUGAAAAAAUGAAGGAAGUUCUAAAAAAGACAAUAGAAGAAGCUAAAGCAUUAAUCUCUAAGAAACAAGUUCAAGCUAAUGUGUGCGUUGGUAUGGAAAUGGUGAAAGAUGCAGUGGACCAGCUCCGAGGAGCAGUGAUGAUUGUUUAUCCAAUGGGAUUGCCUCCAUAUGAUCCAAUUAGAAUGGAGUUUGAAGAUAAAGAAGAUUUAUCUGGAACUCAUGCUGGACUUGAAGUUAUUGCAGAAACAGAAGCACAAUUGUGGUGGGCAGCAAAAGAAUUAAAAAGAACAAACAAACUGUCAGAUUAUGUAGGAAAAAAUGAGAAAACCAAAAUCAUUGUCAAGAUACAGAAAAAAGGACAAGGAGCCCCAGCUCGUGAGCCACUGAUUAGUAAUGAAGAGCAAAAACAGAUGAUGCUGUAUUAUUAUAAAAAGCAGGAGGAACUCAAGAAAUUAGAGGAAGAUGACGACGACUCAUUUUUAAAUGCUGAAUGGGCAGACAGUCAUGCUUUGAAAAGACAUUUUCAUGGAGUUAAAGACAUUAAGUGGGGACCGAGAUGAAGCUCUCCAAACAUCCUUUGAUUCUUUAAAAAUAAAAAUUGCCUUACAUUAAUAACCCUCUGUGUAUUAGAAUUUCUCCGACAAUAACAGUCUUGUUAUUGGGUAUUGUAUAUCUAUUAAAAACUGUAGCAGCUAUGGGGUAGCUGAAUACAACCCAUUGUGCUAAUGUUCAUAAUUCUGCUUUAAAAGAAGUAUGUAGUUAAUUAUUUAAAUGCUGUAGUUUUAAAAUAUUUGAACUGUUUCAUAGUAACAUUCAUAUCUAAUAAAUAUGAAUUAGAUGCCUGUGCUGGUAGUCUUCAUAUUUUC
Alligator sinensis (Chinese alligator) is the source of this 1413-nucleotide messenger RNA. It is a transcript of the gene CFAP298, whose product is annotated as cilia and flagella associated protein 298. The transcript is spliced from 7 exons. The record is from RefSeq and is a predicted model, not a curated record. Gene Ontology annotation, biological process: regulation of cilium movement. Lineage: Eukaryota; Metazoa; Chordata; Crocodylia; Alligatoridae. The coding region runs from base 235 to 1107 and encodes 290 amino acids.